Molecule: messenger RNA, 1542 nt
Organism: Candida tropicalis MYA-3404
Lineage: Eukaryota; Fungi; Ascomycota; Pichiomycetes; Serinales; Debaryomycetaceae
Exons: 1
Coding region: 1-1542 (513 amino acids)
Biological process (GO): ribosomal large subunit assembly
Cellular component (GO): nucleolus
Molecular function (GO): protein binding
Source: RefSeq, a predicted model, not a curated record
AUGGCUACUGUUAUUCCACCACCUUCUAAGAAGCAAAAAAGAGAAGCUCAGAAAGUCAGAGAAGUAGAUUUAAUACCUGAAGAUUUACCAAAUGUACUUAUAAAAUUCCAAGCAUCAGAUACUGGUGAAUCAACAGGAGGUUCAAUUAGAGUACCUGGAGGAAUUACUGAAAAACAAUUAGAAGAAUUAUUAAAUAAUUUACAAGGAGAAUCAGAUGAUCCAGUACCAUAUACAUUUUCUUUAUUAAAUUCAGAAGAUAAUGAUAAAUUAAUUGAUAUUAAAGAUAAUUUAUAUCAUUCAGUAUUAAAACCAGGUAUUAAAACAACUGAAGAUUUUUUAACUUUAGUUUAUACUCCAAGAGCUAUAUUUAAAGUUAAACCAAUAACUAGAUCAAAUGCAGCUAUAGCAGGUCAUGGAUCAACUAUAUUAUGUAUUGCAUUUUCUCCAAAUGAUUCAAGUCGUAUGUGUUCAGGAGCUGGGGAUUCAACUGCUCGUAUAUGGGAUUGUAAUACUCAAACUCCAUUAGUUACUUUAAGUGGUCAUACUAAUUGGGUUUUAUGUGUAACUUAUUCACCUGAUGGGAAAAUUAUAGCAACUGGAUCUAUGGAUAAUACUAUUAGAUUAUGGGAUGCUAAAACUGGGAAAUCUUUAGGUAAACCACUUGUUGGACAUUCUAAAUGGGUCAGUUCAUUAAGUUGGGAACCUUUACAUUUAGUUGGAGUUAAUGAUCAACCAAGAUUAGUAUCUGGAUCUAAAGAUGGCACAAUUAAAGUUUGGGAUACUACUAGUAGAAAUUGUGUUUUAACAAUGAGUGGACAUACUAAUGCAGUUAGUUGUGUUAAAUGGUCAGGUUCAAAUAUUGUUUAUAGUGCAUCACAUGAUAAAACUAUUAAAAGUUGGGAUAUUUCAGCUAAUGGUAAAUGUAUUCAAACUUUGAAAAGUCAUGCUCAUUGGGUUAAUCAUUUAUCUUUAUCAACAGAUUAUGUUUUACGUAAAGGUGGAUUUGAUCAUACAACUACAAGAAGUACAGAAUAUUCUCCUGAAGAAUUAAGAUCUCGUGCUUUACAAAAUUAUGAAAAAGUAGCUAAAUUAAAUGGUGUUAUCACUGAAAGAUUAGUUACUGCAAGUGAUGAUUUUACAAUGUAUUUCUGGGAACCUUUAAAAUCUUCAAAACCAAUAUUAAGAAUGACGGGUCAUCAAAAAUUAGUUAAUCAUGUUAAUUUCUCACCUGAUGGAAGAUAUGUUGUAUCUAGUUCAUUUGACAAUUCAAUUAAAUUAUGGGAUGGUAUAAGAGGUACUUUUAUAAGUACUCUUAGAGGUCAUGUUGCUCCAGUUUAUCAAACUGCUUGGUCUGCUGAUAAUAGAUUAUUAGUUAGUUGUUCCAAAGAUACCACAUUAAAAGUUUGGGAUAUUAGAACUAAAAAAUUAAGUGUUGAUUUACCUGGGCAUGCUGAUGAAGUCUAUGCUGUUGAUUGGAGUUUAGAUGGUAAAAGAGUCGCUUCUGGUGGUAAAGAUAAAAUGAUUAGAUUAUGGUCUCAUUAG